CUCCUCUCAUCAUGAACCUGCUAGUAGUCUGUCGGUGCUAUGUGCUUUUGGAGCUCUUGGCAGUCAAUUGUCAGAACCUCAUACAGGGCCGUAUAGUCGGAGGCUACGCGCCAGCCCCCAACUCCAUCAAAUACAUUGUAUCCCUACAGACCACCAAGGGACAGCACUUCUGUGGAGGGUCUCUAGUACACAAGUACUGGGUGCUUACAGCCGCGCACUGUAACAUAGGGACAGAGCAGAUGAUGAUUGUGGCAGGGGACUACUCUCUGAGUACUUUUGAGGGAACGGAACAGUAUUCCAAGCCUCACAGACUCAUCCCCCAUCCUCUGUACAACAAGACCACCAACAACGCUGACAUCAUGCUCAUCAAGCUGAGGGUUCCCAUGGUGAUUGGUAGCUAUGUGUCGCUGGCGCCCCUCCCUCGGCAGGGUACAGGGGUUAUGGCGGGGCGGGUAUGUCGGGUGUCGGGGUGGGGGUACACCUCUCUGGGAGGGGGUCAGAUCCCCUCCACCCUGCUGACUGUCAAGCUGCCCAUCGUGUCAUCGGCCAGGUGCAACAGCAGCGAGUCGUUCAACGGAAACAUCACCUCCAACAUGAUCUGUGCCGGAUACAACGCUGGAGGCAAGGAUGCGUGCAAGGGGGAUUCCGGCGGGCCGCUGGUGUGCGAAGGGCGUGUCUACGGUGUGGUAUCCUGGGGAAACGGCUGCGGAGAUGCCAAGUUUCCGGGCGUUUACACGGCGGUGUCCAAGUUCCGGCGGUGGGUCGACAGAACCAUCUACAGCUCCUACAUUCGCUGCCUGAAGUAUUAA
Messenger RNA from Coregonus clupeaformis (lake whitefish), 809 nucleotides. RefSeq names its product trypsin-like. The record is from RefSeq and is a predicted model, not a curated record. Gene Ontology annotation, molecular function: serine-type endopeptidase activity. NCBI's taxonomy places the organism in Eukaryota, Metazoa, Chordata, Actinopteri, Salmoniformes, Salmonidae. Bases 12 to 809 code for a protein of 265 amino acids. Gene Ontology annotation, biological process: proteolysis. The transcript has 5 exons.